Messenger RNA from Seminavis robusta, 2905 nucleotides. The record is from the annotation of a GenBank genome assembly. NCBI's taxonomy places the organism in Eukaryota, Bacillariophyta, Bacillariophyceae, Naviculales, Naviculaceae.
AAUGCGUGUUGCGUGUCGACAAGAUUUUGUUUCUUCUUCAGCUUUUCAAAGAAGAGGCAAGGAAUCAAAUCAUUCGGUCGAAACUCUAGCUAGCUAGUAGCCAGAGCAACUCAUCAUUAUCUCUUCUGAACUACUUAAUUGCUGCCUCCUCGUCUGCUUGUGUUAGUUCGGUGCUUUAUCCUUGCCUUGCUGAUCUCGCGGAAGUACCGCCAGAAUCGUAUCGGAUUCUCUUUGACACAGACAGAGGUAUACCGCCGACGAAAGAAGAGACGUGAAGAAUCCUCCUUGUACCGUUGUCUCCUUUAUGCUCUACUGAAGGCGUCUCUCUUCAACUGGAUCGCACCUAACCGUCUUGAAACAACCUCUCCUCAGGCUUGUUUUCGGUUCUUUAUCUUUCGGAUUUGACCUGUCUGUUGGUCCAGCACGAGUUCGAUCGCCGAGAAUUUUAUCCCGACAACUCGAUCAUUCCGUAUCCAGAACAUAUCUGGGUUCUAAAUCAAGCUUAAGAGAAAGAGAUCAAGAGACAAGACAUCAUGGGCCGCCAACAAAACAGUAAUAGUCACAGCCAUCAAGGCCAACGAGACCGGUCUUCUUCAGGUGGUGCCGAUCUGCUGAACUUUCACUUUUCUUCUGGUCCUCCCAGCCAGACACAAUCCAACAACAAUGGCCGAAGACGCAAUCAGCAGAACAACCAUCAUCACCACAACAACAAUCACCAAAGACGGAACAGCCAGCAGGAUCGAUCAGCGGUCCGUCGCAAGCCCAACUCACACAUGUUCAAUCUGCAUUCGUCGGCUGACCAUGCCUUUGUCAUCACGCGCAAGGGGCUGAAGCAGCAACAGUAUUCCUUCUCGGGGUCGGAUGAAGCUGUCUCCUGGGAAUCCGUAAAAAUGGUCAAAGUGUUGGUUCCUUCGCAACAAUCAUCAUCACCAGCUGCGACUAGCAACAACUCUUCCUCUUCGACAAUGUCGUGUCCCAUUUGUCUGGAUGGACUGGUCUGUGCCCGAAUCACCAAAUGUGGCCACGUCUUUUGCAUAUCCUGUUUAUUACGACAUGUUCAGGUUCACGCACAGUCCAAUCCAUACACACACGUCAAGUGUCCCUGUUGUGCUGUGCCAUUGCUAGUACCUGACCUGCGACCCGUCAUUCUCGUUUCGUCAUGGACACCCAAACUCCAUCAACGUCUGAAACUCGUCAAGUUGCAUCGGACCAAGGAUUGUCCUUCGCCCUAUUUACCACUCCCACAACAACCCAAGCGAUCUACCACUCAUGCGGCUCCCGCCGUGACCGAUGCCGAUGCACCCUUUUGCCGAUUCAACUAUAUCGAUCCAAAGGCCUAUCAACAACACUUGCAAGCUAACAAGGUGGAACUGGAAGAAUCAUUGAAACAACUUACGGACACCAAAAACGUGCAUCCUCAGCUACAGUACCAGAACCAAGUCGAAGCCAUCUUUGUCACGUCUGCUUUGGAUACGGUACAAAAGGAGCUACAAAAGGCUGUUGAAGAACAGGAUCAGGAAGACGAAAUGUCGGCCACUUUUUCGGGUGGUGGCAGCGGAGUCUAUCAAACACAGCCUCCGCAUCUCGUGGCCAGCAACUACGAAUUUGUCACGGCCCCCUUGCCGCAUCAACAGCAGCAGCCAGCAGAGGGUGAUGACGAUGCGACUCGACGUCGCAGCGAAUCCAUUGGGUCCGAAAGCACGGCACCACGGAGGUAUCGAGGUGAUUCCAUUGGAUCCUAUGCCUCGGUGGAUACUAGUUGUCACAGUCAGACGACCGCAGAAGAUGCCGUGCCCCUCUCACCCACCGGUGCGUUGCAACAACCAGCAAAGCAAACUGGCAAACGCAAUAAUAAACCGCGCAAAAAACAAGAGUUUCCCAAGGCAAGCAUGUUCUUGGACGACGAGGGAAGUACGCACUUUUAUCAAUCGGAAGAUGGUCAGUUGUGCUUCUUGUCGAGGUUCAACAUGUCCUGUCUCUUGGCAGAUUUUUCACCCAAGGUGCCGAAUGAUGGUGUUGUGGUUGAUGAUGUUGCCUCGAUGAACUUUUGGCAACGGAGGCGUCUACUGCCAUUGCCCGAUACUAUCGAGGGUGAAAUCCUUGAAAUUGAAAACAUUCAUCUGACGCCAGAGGUGCGAAAGAGGAUGCCGUUUCUGGCGCAUUUGCCUCUCUACGCGGACAUUCAGUUUGUAGAGUUGGAACUGCACUCCCUGCUCAGCAAUGAUACGAAACGAAAAUUCAAGGCAGACUUUGAAAAGCGGAGGAAACGGCGACAGAGCAAAGUCAAAGCAGAGAAACGGGAAGACAAGGUGGCUCGUCUAAAAGAGGAAGAACGAAUCAACGAGUUGAAAGCACGCAUGCAACAAAUUGAUCCAAACGAUGAAUUCUUUAUGGUUUCGCCACCGCCGGAAGAACCCGUUCAACUCACUGGUGAUGCAUUUGGGCCUGCCAUUGCGACAGGGGCUGCUGCCAGACCGGCUGCAGCAGCCAAUGUGAAUGCAGCCUUUAGUUUUUCCAACGUGAUCCAAUCGGGUGGAGCGGCCCUGAUCAAUGCAGAGUGCAACUUUCCUGCUUUGGGGGCACCCUCGCCGUCUCCCAAGAGGACCCAAGCGCAACCUGCACCCACUUGGGGCAGUCCUUCGAGGUCCAAUCAGCCAGCACCGACUUCCUGGGGUCCUCCUCCGCAAGUGAGCUCCCCACAAAAGGCAAAGACACUUCAUGAAGGUGUCGCGACUGGUCUACCGGUUUCAAAGCAGGCACCGCCAGUUCCUGGCGGCAAGAAGAAAAAGAAAGGCAAGAAAAUCGUGCUGUUCUCUUCCGGGGGACAACGAGGCACUCCCUACUAGCUAGCUAGACUAUUUCUUGUAAGUUAAACUAAACGAAGCUUCGAAGAGUGCGCAGUCCC